AAAAGCCUCCGCGCCAUGCGGCCGGGCGGUGUCGCUGCCGCUCCGCCCACGGCCUUCGAUCGGCCAUCGCCAUUUUGCGUCAGCUUCCGCCGGAACGCCCCCGCGCAUGCGCGGCCCUCGUCUAAGGGGGCAUCGCGCACGCGUCCGGGCGACCCAUCUGGAGUGAUGGCGGGUGGCGGCGUCCCUGCGGAGUCCCGUGUGGGGCAAGUUGUAUUGCCGGGCGACGUGCUGCUGCUGCCCUCCCACCCCGAGCAGGACCUCGAGCGGCUGCCGCUGGGCACUAGCGCGGCUCCGCGGGGGCGGCUGCUUUGCGGGCCGGGCCUGCGGCGCUGUGCGGGCGGGCUGCUGGUGACCAAGUGCGGGCUGCUGCGGCACCGGCAGGCGGGCGGCGGGACGGCGGCGGGCGGCGCCUACUGGGUGGACUCGCAGCAGAAGCGGUACGUGCCGGUGAAGGGAGACCACGUUAUCGGCAUCGUGACGGGCAAGGUGGGGGACGUGUUCCGGCUGGACGUCGGCGGCAGCGAGCAAGCUUCGCUGUCCUACCUGGCCUUCGAGGGCGCGACCAAGAGGAACAGGCCCAAUGUGCAGGUGGGAGAUAUUAUUUAUGGUCAGUUCCUUGUAGCAAAUAAAGACAUGGAACCAGAGAUGGUCUGUAUAGACAGCAGUGGAAGAUCAAGUGGAAUGGGAGUAAUUGGACAAGACGGCUUCCUCUUUAAAGUUUCCUUAGGUCUGAUAAGGAAGCUCUUGGCUCCCAAAUGUGAAAUAAUUCAGGAACUGUCACAGCUGUACCCAUUUGAGCUGGUGCUGGGAAUGAAUGGAAGAAUAUGGGUAAAAGCAAAAACAGUCCAACAGACUUUAAUUAUAGUAAAUAUUUUAGAAGCUUGUGAGUACAUGACUGCGGAGCAGAGAAAACAAGCACUUGCCAAACUGUCAGGAAAUUGAGUAGAAGAAAGUUUGAGGAUUUGUAAUAACUGUAGAAUGUUCUGUUAUUUUUGUAUUCAGAUUUAUAUUAAAAGUGACAUUCUAAAUAAAGUCCUAGACAUUUUU
Molecule: messenger RNA, 1047 nt
Organism: Numida meleagris (helmeted guineafowl)
Lineage: Eukaryota; Metazoa; Chordata; Aves; Galliformes; Numididae
Gene: EXOSC3
Product: exosome component 3
Exons: 4
Coding region: 16-942 (308 amino acids)
Biological process (GO): exonucleolytic trimming to generate mature 3'-end of 5.8S rRNA from tricistronic rRNA transcript (SSU-rRNA, 5.8S rRNA, LSU-rRNA); CUT catabolic process; TRAMP-dependent tRNA surveillance pathway
Cellular component (GO): cytoplasmic exosome (RNase complex); nuclear exosome (RNase complex)
Molecular function (GO): RNA binding
Source: RefSeq, a predicted model, not a curated record